Molecule: messenger RNA, 5755 nt
Organism: Pecten maximus
Lineage: Eukaryota; Metazoa; Mollusca; Bivalvia; Pectinida; Pectinidae
Product: WD repeat-containing protein 35-like
Exons: 33
Coding region: 98-3700 (1200 amino acids)
Biological process (GO): non-motile cilium assembly; intraciliary retrograde transport; protein localization to cilium
Cellular component (GO): intraciliary transport particle A; non-motile cilium
Molecular function (GO): protein binding
Source: RefSeq, a predicted model, not a curated record
CGACAUUCCAGCGAUGGCGGCGAUGUGAAGUUUGCCGACACUGUUCUGAGACUUUUUAUAAACACAUGUUAAAACAGCAGAAGGAAAAGUUUUAACAAUGUUUGUGUACCUAAGUAAAAAGAUUGCCAUCCCCAAUAACACCAAACUUCGGUGUGUAUCAUGGAACAGGGACCAGGGAUACAUUGCAUGUGGAGGAGAGGAGGGGCUCCUCAAAGUUCUCAAAUUGGAAAUACAAACAGGAAAAGAUGUGAAGGUGAAGGGUCUUGCAGCCCCAAGUAACCUGUCCAUGAACCAGACACUGGAGGGGCAUAGUGGUGCAGUACAGGUGGUCACUUGGAAUGAACACUACCAGAAACUGACCACGAGUGACCAGUACGGCCUCAUCAUUGUCUGGAUGUUGUAUAAAGGCUCUUGGUACGAGGAGAUGAUCAACAACAGAAACAAGUCUGUAGUGAGAAGUAUGGGUUGGAAUGCUGAUGGACAGAAAAUCUGUAUUGUCUACCAAGACGGGGCUGUGAUUGUUGGAUCUGUUGAUGGUAACAGGAUUUGGGGCAAGGAACUGAGGGGCCAGGAGCUUAACCAUGUUGAGUGGUCGCCAGAUGGAAAGUUUAUCCUGUUCGGAAUGGCCAAUGGGGAAGUUCAUGUUUACGACAACACCGGUAACUUCAUCUCUAAGGUCCAAAUCUACUGUCUGUCGGGAGUAAACGGAGCAAUCCACAUCGCUGGUCUCCAGUGGUACAAUGGUAACCAUGGAUACAUUGAGCCUAACUGUCCAUCGCUGGCUAUCUGCUUUGACACUGGACGUUGUCAGAUCAUGCGAUCGGAGACUGAUGAAAGCCCCGUCCUGAUAGACACAGGGAUGACAGUCGCCAAGAUUGCCUGGAACCAUACCGGUGCUGUCAUGGCAGUGGCUGGAUCACAGAGGACAGUCGGCCAAGACAAAGACAUUAAUGUCGUACAGUUUUACUCACCGUUUGGUGAGCAUCUACGUACCCUGAAGGUUCCAGGGAAAACCAUGUAUUCAUGUUCCUGGGAGGGAGGCAGUUUGAGGAUCGCUCUGGCAGUUGACAGCUUUAUUUACUUUGCCAACAUCCGACCUGACUACAAGUGGGGCUACUGUUCCAACACGGUGGUUUACUCGUUCAGUAAACCUGAGCGGAUUGAACAUUGCGUCAUCUUCUGGGACACAAAGAAUGGAGAGAAAUAUGUGAAGUAUGUGAGGAAUCUCAUUGCUAUCACUGCAUGUGGAGACUACUGUUGCCUAGCAACGAAGGCUGACGAGGUUGUUGGACAGUAUGUCUUGGUGCUGUGUAACUCUAUCGGAACUCCUCUUGACUCUAAGUAUGUUGAGAUCGACCCUGUCUACCUUAACAUGACAAAGACACACAUAGUCGCAGCAUCCAAGGAAGCCAUCUACACUUGGCAGUUUAAAAAUCCAAAAAAGCUUUCUACACUAGAGGUCGCCGGUAGAAGACGAACAGGAACAGAAAGACUCUACCAUAUUGAUGACCAACCGACGGGAUCAGCUGCACAAGAGGAAGUGGACUUCAGCAAGGCCUACAAUAAAUAUUUUGUUCACACUAUUCCUCCGAGACAAACACACGACAAUAAGAGGCCGCCUUCAACAGACGACCCUAUAUGUGCAGUCUGUGCUUCAGACAAAACUCUGAUAGUGGGUCGAGAAUCAGGAACUGUGAAUAGGUACUCCAUGCCUAUGUUAUCACUGACUCACAAAUAUGCCCUCAAUUACCGUCCGCAUCAAUUCGCCCUCAACUGUACAUCUAGUCGCCUGGCCAUCAUUGACAUCAGCGGAGUGUUGACCUUCUUUGACCUUGACACAAGAAUAACUGAUACGGAUGGAAAGGAAAGCAUCGGGGAGCAACUCAAGUUUGAACGCAAAGAUGUAUGGGACAUGAAGUGGGCCGAGGACAAUCCAGAGUUGUUUGCUAUGAUGGAGAAGACAAGAAUGUACAUCUUCAGAAAUCUCGACCCUGAGGAACCAAUCCUGAGCAGUGGUUACAUCUGUCAGUUUAAUGACCUAACUAUCAAGUCUGUACUACUGGACGAGAUCAUGAAGGACCCUGAGAAUCCCACCAAGGACAGUAUGGCCGAGAUGGAGAUCAAGUCUCUGAGAGACACUAGGGACCUGUUGGAGAAAGUUGGGAUCGCUGACGCUCAGCAGUUCAUCGAGGACAACCCACACCCUAGAUUAUGGAGAUUACUGGCAGAGUCAGCACUGGAACAGUUAAACCUCAAAGUGGCAGAGACGGCGUUUGUCCGUUGUCGUGAUUAUCAAGGAAUAGAGUUUGUGAAGCGAUUAGGAAAUCUCCAGAAUGAGAAUAUGAAGCAAGCCGAAGUAGCAGCAUAUUUCCGACGGUUUGAGGAGGCAGAAAGGAAGUAUCUGGACAUGGACAGGAGAGAUCUCGCUGUGAGUCUGAGGAAGAAGCUUGGGGACUGGUUCCGUGUGGUCCAGCUGCUGAAGACAGGAUCCGGCGGAGAUGACGUACAGCUAGAGGAGGCAUGGAACGCUAUCGGAGACUACUAUGCCGACCGUCAGAAAUGGCAGCAGGCGGUGACGUACUACGUACAGGGGCGUAACCAGGAACGUCUAGCCGAGUGCUACUACAUGUUGGAGGAUUACGCAGGGCUGGAAAAGAUGGUCCAGGCUUUACCGGAGAAUCACAAGUUACUUCCGGACAUUGCGGCCAUGUUUGUUACCGUGGGAAUGUGUGAACAGGCAGUCAGUGCCUAUUCUAAGUGUAACCACAUAAAGAAAGCCAUCGACUGCUGUGUUCAUUUGAACCAAUGGAACAUGGCCAUAGAACUGGCAAAAUCUAACAAUGUCCGUGAAAUCGACUCUCUACUAGCCAAGUAUGCCCAACAUCUGCUGGAGAAAAACAAAACUGUCAACGCGAUUGAACUGUACAGAAAGGCUGGGCAUUACCUAGAGGCUGCUAAACUGCUAUUUAAGAUGGCACAGGAGCAAGCAAAGAAGCGAGAAAAACCACUCCAUAUCAAGAAAAUGUUUGUAUUGGGUGGCCUCCUUAUAGAACAGUAUCACGAACAGAUGAAGAUGACCUCAAGGGCAAAGGUCAAGGACAAGAAAGGAGCCAUGGCUGCAUCUGCGUUGGCUGGCUUUCUAGAGGAGGACACGACUGCCGUCACAGACAGUAAACUGAUAGACAAUGCCUGGAGAGGGGCGGAGGCCUAUCACUUCUAUAUCCUGGCCCAGAGACAGCUGUUGGAAGGGUAUGUGGAUGCUGCAAUGAGAACAACGCUGUUCCUUCGAGAGUAUGAUGACAUCAUUGACGCGGUUGACAUCUAUGCUUUACUGGCUCUGACAUCGAGUGCUAACAAGGCGUUUGGAACAUGUUCAAAAGCAUUUAUCAAGCUAGAAACACUGGACACAUUAUCUCCAGACCAGCGUCAGGCGUACGAGGAACUGGCCCUGGAAAUAUUUACAAAGAAAAGCCCAAAAGACAGUCGGACUAAUAAAGUGGAGUGUACUAGCUGUGCUACAAGCAUUCCUGACUGGUCGACCGUUUGUCCUAACUGUGACACCAAGUUCCCCACCUGUAUAGUGACGGGGCGGCCAUUGAUGGAGUAUCAGUUCUGGAUGUGUAGCGCGUGUAAACAUCGUGCCUAUGAGUCGGAGAUCACAAGCAGACAGACGUGUCCGCUGUGUCAUACGUCUGUUUAACAACGCUCAAACAUAGUCCUUAAUACAUGAUUAUCAAAUUAAAUUGACUCUCUUAUUUUAAUGAAUUGAUAAAGGUUUCCAUAGUAGAAUCCUAAUGUCCAUCAUUAACAGACAACUGUGACUGGCACUAGUAAGUGUAGUAAGAUGUGAUGAUUUUAUUUUCUCUGCUUAUUGGUAAAUUGACAAAGGUUUCCGUGGUGAUGUUACUACAGUACUAGACAACAUCCAUUAAACUGUGUUGUUCAGGUGCACGAUCGGAAGGGUGGGAGUUUAGCUGGAGUAUUCGUUCAUGAUCUUGAGUAUUUAUUGGCCAAUAGUAAAAUUAUCAUGACAGCACAGACUUGUUUGAUAAACUGUUAGUGGUAAUAUGAAUCAUUUCCUUCAGAUCUUAGAUAUGUGUUUAAAAACCUUGGUAUAUCACAACCAGUAUUGGAUUGUUGGGUGUGACAUUUCUGUGACUACACUCCGUCACCCUCGUCAGAUAAAUGAUCAGUGAAGUGUAUUCAAACAGAUUGUUAUCAAAUUGCCAGCCUCAGUUUCAUCAAUAAUCCUUAACUUUAGGAAAAUCCUUUAUUAAAAUUUUCCAUAGGAAGGUAUUACAGAAUUAAGAAUUAAGAUUUUUACCUCAAAACCAAUAAUGCUUUCAUAAAGAAAUGAUGUUAUAGAAACACUGAUCAAACCUGGGCGAGGUCCUUCCGUCUACAUUUAUACUCUUCUGUACACCGAGCUGGUUAAUCACGUUCAAUCUGUGUAGAAGGUUUUUGACUUCAUUACUGGUAUUAAUGUUAUGUAUUCAGUAUGGGAAUGAUGUUACAAUUUACUCCUCUCAAUCCAUCUCUGUUCACUUUGUUAUACAUAUCAUUGAUAAUUGCUAUACAUGUAUAUGGUAUGUGAUUACUUGUCUGAAUGGUUGUGUGGUGUACUGCAAGGGACUUGUUUCUGUCGAGUUAUGGCCCUUGACUUAUCUGUUUUCAGAGUUAUGGCCCUUGACAUAUCUGAUGUUUUCAGAGUUAUGGCCCUUGACAUAUCUGAUGUUUUCAGAGUUAUGGUCCUUGACAUUUCUGAUGUUUUCAGAGUUAUGGCCCUUGACAUAUCUGAUGUUUUCAGAGUUAUGGCCCUUGACAUAUCUGAUGUUUUCAGAGUUAUAGCCUUUGACUUAUCUGUUGUUAUCAAGAGUUUAAGAACUAAUACACUGCCUUAUUACAAAUGAAUAAGUUGCUAUACAAUUGAGGUAUAUGAUUUUUCUAAUUUCAGAUUUGAGUUUGAUUUGUUACUGGAAUUCAUUCAGUGUAAGAGUACUAUUGAAAUACAUUAUUGUAAUAGAAAGGACAUACUCAUUUUAUUUAUUUUUCAUUUUUUUUUUUCAUUUUUUAUUUAUAACUAUUUUGAAAUUGCCUCUGAUCACUUAAAUAUUUUUGAAAUAUUAUAGAAUUUAAUUUAUUUAAGCAUAUCUUAAAUCUUUUAUUAUAACUAUGAAACCAAACUAGUUAUAUUUCUUAUAAGUUCUAUAAGUUUCUUCACUUUUAAGAUAUAUUUUACAUAUGAAGUAACAGUUGUAUCCAGGUUGUAGAUACAGGAGGGUGUGCCACUUUAUGUAUGUAUGUAAUUUACAAUUCCUGAACUCAAAUUACAUCAUAUUCCUACCUACUAGAUCCGUCCAAUUUAUAUGUAAAUCUCUAAACAUUCCUAUUGUGAUAGUUAUAUUAAACAUGAUUUUCUUUUUUUUUGGGGGGAUGGAGGGGGGAUUUAAAUGGAAGACAGUUGUGUAUGUGGUGUUUUCAAGUGCUUUCUCUGGUAUUUACUGUAUUUACAAGUAUUUAUUAUCACAAAUAUAUCAUGAUGAUUGAACACUCUCAUCACAAAGAUUUGAUUCUAUGAUGGGAGCAUGAACACAUACAUUUGCGAAAUCUAUGAAUUGUCUAUUUAAUGUGAAAUUGUGAAAAUCAAUCUGACACCGAAAUGUUUUCCGAUCCACUCUGUUUUAAGUAGGAAAAAGAAAUCUUUGAGAAGUUCUGUGAUAGAACUUCAUCUCAAAUAAAACUUUUUAUGAAUGAC